CAUGUGCUUUUUAUCGUCGAUUCUGCUGUUUCUUUUUUUUUUGUUUCGUUGUUUGUUGUUGCGCUCGCUCGCUCGCUCCUUCGUUCGCGCGCCGUGGCUGGGCUCUUCGUGAUAGUAUUUGACGGCGACGGCAACGGCUACUGGGAUAGAUAUCAGACAGCAUCAUCGUUUGAUGUGUGCUUUUUUUUUUCGUUGUUCGUGUGGAACGUUAUUAGAGCAAACGACACACACGCAAAUGUCGCCCGUUUGACUUUUGAGGGAGUGAAAGAGCUAGGACAAUCCUUCCACCCCCGGCGCGCACACACACACACCACGCGCGCGAUAACACCAGGAUCACCGAACCAGCUCCGAAAUCUGACUCCGGUUGACUCUGCCGGGUUUUUUUUUGGAGGAACCUAACGAGGACAACAACAAAAAAAUAAGUGCAAAAAUCAACGUUGCUCACCUCGUCGCAGCACGGCGCAGUGGUUGCUGCUAUCUUUUGAUUUUUAUAACUUUAUUAAUUAGUGUUGUUCGAGUCGAACGAUGAUAGAUUGACAAGCACAGCACAGACCGGCUCUCGGCUCCCCAAGAAGCUUGCCAACCGCAGCGCCACAGCAGCGAUCGCGUCGUCAACAACAGUACAGUUCUGCACAGCGCAGUGGUCGUUUGAUACCGGCAUCCGGUUUCGUGGUAGCGUGAGUCCUAAUCAGAGUGUCCUCCUGUGAACACGGAAUAAAUCCGCACCCCGGUACGGUCGUCGUCGUGUUCCGUAGCCGAUGAACUCUUGCUCCCUCUGGUCUGUGUCGCGGCUCCUGUUGCUUGUGUUUUUUUUUGGGAGGGUGGUUGCGCGCGUUAAUGAGAAACGUCUCCUCCCCCCAGCGACGUAACUAUCCGGCGGCCACAGAAAUCCAGGACGCGUCAGAGUGAAUCAAUCCGGCGGGUAUCGUUUUGUGACCAACAAUCAAUUAGCCAGUCUGUGUGUGUCAAGUGUGGAAGUGUUUUGUUGACGUGUUAAAGAUUCCGUUGUGGGCAGCCUCGGACGGAGGAAACAAAAUUUGAUUUCCAGUUGACAAGUUGUGACAGUGCGAACGGUAAAAGAUGGUGUUUUUCUAUAAUGUGAAGUGAUGAAGCGCUGAUGAUGAUUAUGAUAAAGAUGCAAUAGCAUCGGUUGAUAGAUAAUGGAAACGAAGGCAUUGCUUUUAGUUUUCAUUUGAAAAAAAAAAAACAAGUGUCCGCAAAAGAAAAGAGAAAACAAAACUUCAAGUGGUACCUUGCCGACGGCAAAUUUGAUUACGCCUGCUUGGAUGAGUGCGUUGUCUGGUGGUUUUAAACUUAUUUUACGUGCUCGGAGAAACCUGGAUAGCAAUCAUGGAUCAUGUUUUGUUCGGGAAUCGUCGCCCAGUAAACUAAAUCAGUCGUUGUUUUUGUUAUGAAAAUCAGCUUGCCAUCGAUCUAAAAACAUGCUGAUUUAGACGAGACGAAUCGACUCGACAGCAGCGUUCAAAACAGGCGACCCAAAUCAACCCUAGCAUCUGCAAUUCCGGUUGAUUAUGCCGCUUUUGGUCGCCCAGGGAAAUGCGCACGGAGUGGUACUAGACCACCAGCUCAAUCAGUACUUUUAUCAGUCAUCAUUCCAGCAGCAGCAGAAGCAGCAGUUGCAGCCGCCGCCGUCACUGUCGCCGCUAAAAGCUCGAAAGCCGCCAUCGGCAGGUCGUGUCCAAUUUACCAAAAUAGAACCACCGACGACAACGUUUCCGGGAGAAUCUGGUUCGCCACCCACCGUAAUCGUGGAUCAGCAGGCGCUGGAUUUCACCAUGUCUAAAUUCAAAGCAAACUCAGCAACCCGACAUCCGCUGUAUCGACAGUUUUACGCGAGUGGCACUGGUGGAGUCGGAGGAGGAGGAGGUGGUGGAAGCACGGCGGCAGAUGAAUCCCCGCCCUACGAGAAACCGGAGGAGCAAGAUAACAACGAUAGUGAAAUUCGAGAUAAAACAUACGGUAAAAUAUGGCUAAGCAACGAAGCCCAGUGGCACCAUCCGGUAACGUUGGCCACCGGUCAGCCAGCGCAGUCUCUCUUUCCGCCCAAUAUAAUGCCAGGAGGCAUCAAUAUGCCACCGGUGAAUCCGUUACCGGCCACUUCCAUCUCGCAGCACUCGAUUCCCAACAGUUUGCUGACAAUCCGAGAGAUGAUGCUCCAAAAUCCUAGCCUUGGACUGCUGAACGAAAGUAAUUUACUACUGAAGAGAAGCAUGCUCGAAAGCAUGCCGGCAUACACGCUCGGUCCGGGAAUACCGUCGACCACUAGUCCCCAGAUUGCCACUUCCCCGUCGUCCACCAUGGCAGCCUUCAGUCCGCUGAUGCAUUCGAUCAAAACGGAGAAGGACGAACUUGACUGCGAAAUGCAGCUUCACGAACGAAACUCAAGACAAAAUCAAACUACGCGAUCGCCACCACCUCAUUUCACACAUCAUCCAACCCAUCACCAUCAUCAUCAUCAUCAGCAGCAGCAGCAUCAUCAACUUCAUCCUCAUCAUCCUCAUCAUCAUCAUCAACAUCACCAUCAGAGACUAACCGGUCAUGUUCCUCUGUCCCUGCAUCACCAUCACCGUUCAUCACCGACUUCCUCCUCGUCAUCUUCGGUAGCAUCAUCCAUGAUGCUGUCAAUCCCGACCACAAGCAGCCCGUCUUCGGUGGCAGCAGCAGCAGCAGCAGCAGCAGCAACAGUGUCAUCCCACCAGCAACAUCAACAUCAAAGACAUCAAAGGGACUCCGAAGAACGUGAAUUGAAUUUCAAUGCAUUGCCGCCGUUGCCGCCAUCGCAGCAAGCGUUGCAUUCUCAGCCGUCGUCAUCAGCGACGACGAAUGCCAACAUCAGUUCCCAGCUGAAGCUCGAACAAUCCAAUGAACUUGAGACACAUGCGAGCCAUCAUUUCAGCCAUCAUUAUCGUCAUCGACCGUCAUCACCUGAUCCGUCAUCUGGACGCGGCCAUUCCGGCGGCAAUGACGACGACAACGACGGUGACGAUGACGAGGACGAGGACGACGACGGCGACGGCGACGAUGACAGUAUAGAAGAUGAUGACCACGAGGGAGGUGCUGGAGGUGGUCAGCAAGGUAACGACAUGGAUCACUUAGACGACUUGGAUGAAAAUGCUACUCCGGUUGCCACCGCCGCUGCUACAACUGCAAGACCGACGACAAUCGCAGUAAGCCGACAGUCACCCGAUCAGCGAAAGGAACUGCUAAAUUUGAGCCGGCUCAAGUCUACUUCACCGGACAUUAGCCGCCUCUCGAAGUCGCCGUCCCCGCCUCCGUCGAAUGGUGAUGUUUACAGUGACCGUGACGAUGGAAGUGACCGUGAGCAUGCCAGUAGCCCAAUUCCGUUGGAACGAUCUGAACGAGUCACUCCUCUCAAUCUGAUAACGGAUGCCUCUCGACGGACUCCUUCCCCGCCCCCACAAACACCCAGUAGUGGUCCGAACAACAGCAACAUCGGCGUCGCUUUGGCAGCACUUCAGAAUCAACUUCCGCUGGGUUCGCUGUUUCUACAGAAUCAACUGGGACUGGGAACGCUCGGUGGUUUGUCCAGUCAGGAACUGAAUGUGCUUCAGCAGGCAUUGCAAGCUCAGCAAGCCUCCUUCCAGCAGCAACUUCAAAAUUACAUGCUUCUGCAGGCUCAGGGAACUCCUGGUGGAAACAACAAUGCAACCGCACAGGCUACGGCCCAAGCCGCAGCCCAGUUUCUCAUGCAAAAUCAGCUAAAUCCAAGCUUUCCCACUCCGCCUCAGUCCAUUAUUAACAGUUCAUGUGUCACUACUGCUAAUGCUAACAACUCGCAUCCUCCCGUUAUCACGACUAGUGUUAAUACUAAUCUUAAACUACCCCACGAUGGAGCACGAUCGUUGCAGGUCCAACAGGCGGUGGCUCAGCUGCAGGCCCUCCAACAAAAGCAACAACAGCUGAAAACCAGUUCCACUCCGACACCAGCGAACCUAGCCGGAACAUCUCCUCUGCACAGUCCAUCCGGUAGUCCUGGUUUGCAUCCUCACCAUCAUCAUCAUCAUCCCUCCAGCACCCACACCAACUUGCUCGGAUCAAGCCAAACGACUCCACCGAACAUCAGUCAGAUGAAUGUUGGCGGAAUUCUGACUCCUUCCACUCCCAGUUCCGGAACGCACACCCCUCAGAUGCAGAAACAUCAUGCAGCCGCCCCACGAGCCCUGGAACCGUCGCCGGAGGAAACGACCGAUUUGGAAGAGCUGGAACAGUUUGCCAAAACGUUCAAACAGCGGCGGAUAAAACUGGGCUUCACCCAGGGCGACGUGGGCCUGGCGAUGGGUAAACUGUACGGAAACGAUUUCUCCCAGACGACGAUUUCUCGAUUCGAGGCACUGAAUUUGAGCUUCAAAAACAUGUGCAAGCUGAAACCGCUACUGCAAAAGUGGCUCGAGGAUGCCGACAGCAGCAUCUCCAAUCCGGGCGGUCGCAUGUUCAGCCCGAGUACGCUGACCAACACGACCACCACACCGGAGAUCGUCGGUCGUCGACGGAAAAAGCGUACCUCGAUCGAAACCUCCGUUCGUGUUGCGCUGGAGAAGGCCUUCCUCGUGAACAGCAAACCUACGAGCGAGGAAAUCACAAACCUAGCCGACAACCUGUGCAUGGAGAAGGAAGUAGUGCGGGUAUGGUUCUGCAACCGGCGCCAAAAGGAGAAACGGAUAAACCCUCCGAAUGGCAUGGAAAGUCCCACCCAUUCGUCCGGCAGCAGUGAAAUGUUCCAACUGCCAACGAUGUCAUCAUCUUCCUCCUCCUCGAUUGCCGGCACCAUCGGUAGCCUGUCGAAUUCACUUUAUCAACCGCACCAUCCCCUAUCAGGCGCCAGCAACAGUCAGGGUGUGCCGGGAAUCAAACAGGAAUGACUAAUAAACGGAGGCAACGCUUCCACGUUGUCUUUCGCGAGUGAUGAUCCUACGUUCGGUGGAUCCUCGCCGGUACACCAGCAUACGUUCCAGAUAUGAAGCCAACGUUAGUGUCCGUCCCUAUCCUAGAAGAUCCCUCCAAUCCUACCUAAACCCUACACGUAUGUUCACAAGCACAUAUCAACCAUCAUCGAUUCCUGGAGAGUUCUGCAAAACAGUCAACUGAUACCGCUUCUGAGAAGUAGUCAACACCUCUCCCUUUCCGUGAACAAAAAAAAAUCACACACAAGUCUUUUUAAUUUAUUGAUUCAACUGAGCAAGAAUAUUUACAUCGAUGUGUUCUGUAAAGCAAGCAAACCAAGCCGAUAAGAGCGAUUAACUUUAAUUAAAUCAAUAUUAUGUGUCGUGCAUUGUAGGUCAUCGACGUCGUGUGUAAAAGAAAAAAGAAGAUGUUCAUCCCUAGAGAAGAAUGCGAACAGAAAAACCUUUAUAGGAGUUAGGAAAAACAAAACACGAGAGACACAAUAUCAUUCCCAAAAAGAAGCUUUAAGCAUUAUUAUUUCCCCAAACAUUCCACAUUCGACGCCUUCCCCCCUUCAAGAGGAGAAGUUGUUGCAUAACGCGAAGAACCACAAAUACUCUUUUGGAAGUUUUGCUUCGCCACACAGAAAGGAAAACUUCCACAAGACCAUUAACGAUUCUUCGCCUUAUGAAACAAAAUCUGUACAUAAUUCCCGAACUGUGAACUUGAAGUUAAUGUAAAACAUUAGUUGUACUUUCCAUUCCCUUGGCCCUGUCCCCUGUCUCUGUCCUUUACUUAAGAAUGUGUUACGUUCGGAAAAUUCCCAACAAUCCUAAACUAACCACGACCUGAUCGAUUUUGUGCAAUUUGCAUACCGGUGUUCUCUGUUAAGCUUAGACCGAAUCGUUUAUUUUUUUCGUCUUUGUUUCUUGCCAUUAAGAAGCGUAGUUUUAGUAAAAUCUCUUCUUAGUCUUAUUAUCCUGCACCAAGCAUAAAAGUACCACGAAUUUGUUUUUGUUUUUUGUGUUCGGAAUUUUCACAUACACACACACCCUGAUUGAACAAGAGUAUACUAAAACAAAACCAUUGUACUACCUAAAAUUAUAAUCGAGAAGUAAACAAAACAAAAAAAAUACAUUUAGGCAAACAAAACCAAUGUGUAGUAAAGUGUAAAAUUUCCAUCUUUUCGAACGUUUUCCAACUAGAAACAAAAAAAAAGAAAUAGGAAUUUACGGUAACGCAAAAUUCACAUACUGUAAAAAAAAUAUGUAGUUAAAAUCUUGGAAAACAUCUCUAAAAAACGAAAUUUAAGGUAAGGCGUAAAAAAAUAUAUCCAAAGAAACAGAAAAAAAAUCAACUACAAAUAAUAACCUUUAAGGAGCGACUAACCGAAUGUAUUUAAUUUCCCCACGCAACUGAAAUACCUAAACUAAACCGAAAUACAAAUAAAAAACAAACAACACGAGAGGCUUCAUUUUUCACUCUUUGCUACUACCCAGCAAUCUGCAGUAGGAAACAAUAGUAGAACAAAACUAAAAGAAAAAACUAGUACACGUGAGAGAGGAGAGCGAGAGCUUUCUGGCAGUCAAGUGCUCUCCCAGUCUUCCAGCCAAUAGCGAGACAAGCAGAAUAGGAUAAAAAAAAACACCGCAAGAGUAAAUACAAGGCAGCAAACAUAGAUAUUGUUUAUUAUCAUUAUUAUCAGUAGUAAUAGUAAUAGUGGUAGUAGUAGUAGUAGUAGUAGGAAGUAGCAGUAAUAGAGUACUAGUAGGUUAUACUAUAGUUCAGAACGGAUUGAAGUUCCUAUUCAUUGUAUGCUGGUGGUGACAGCGCGGGUUCUCAGCUUCGAGCUUUUCUCGCCGAGCGUUCAAAGAGACGAAAUGGAGAGAAACGAAUUGUUAGAACGAACUUUUCGAUUUGUUUUGUUUGUUUGCUUCUUCCCGAGAUUUCUGCAAUACGCUGAUCGUGGAGUGAGGAGGAAAAAAGUCACUUUCAGUUAUUUCCUUGUGUGAGGCAAAACGAUCGAACAAAAAUUAUGGAAAUUAUGAGAAAAAAACAACAGCAUACACACGACGAACAGGUUGAAUGUGAGAUAAGCUAGUUUUUGUCUACAUAUAUAUUUUUCUAUUGUACGGUUCGCGAUACUAUAAAUAAAUCAAUUCAAUGAUGUACAUAAGUGACGAAAUGGAAAGAGAGCAAAAAUCAGCUAUAAAUAAAAAUCUAGAUGAA
Molecule: messenger RNA, 7152 nt
Organism: Malaya genurostris
Lineage: Eukaryota; Metazoa; Arthropoda; Insecta; Diptera; Culicidae
Product: protein nubbin-like
Exons: 11
Coding region: 1533-4901 (1122 amino acids)
Biological process (GO): regulation of transcription by RNA polymerase II
Molecular function (GO): DNA-binding transcription factor activity, RNA polymerase II-specific; RNA polymerase II cis-regulatory region sequence-specific DNA binding
Source: RefSeq, a predicted model, not a curated record